Mytilus trossulus (common blue mussel) is the source of this 2100-nucleotide messenger RNA. Its product is annotated as growth hormone secretagogue receptor type 1-like. Gene Ontology annotation, molecular function: G protein-coupled receptor activity. Gene Ontology annotation, cellular component: membrane. The transcript has 2 exons. Gene Ontology annotation, biological process: G protein-coupled receptor signaling pathway. The coding region runs from base 15 to 1028 and encodes 337 amino acids. Lineage: Eukaryota; Metazoa; Mollusca; Bivalvia; Mytilida; Mytilidae. The record is from RefSeq and is a predicted model, not a curated record.
CAGCAUACAUCUAUAUGGAUUUGAAUGGUACAAACGAAACAUUAUUAGCUAUAGGGCAAGAACCAGCGAGAUGGGGAUUUUGGAUACAACAGAUAAUAACCCCAAUCAUCGUAGUUGUUGGAAUCUGUGGAAAUGUUAUGUCGUUUUUAUUGAUGAAAACCAAGUCUCUCCGAAGGAAAUCUUACAGUCACUUCCUGUGUGCGCUGGCAGUAUUCGACAGCCUCUGUUUGAUAAAUCGGCAAAUAACAUUGAUUCACGAAAUGAUGGUUGACAAUGGAAAAGAUGGCGUCUUUACGUAUUACAGCGACCUCUCGUGUCAAAUGUUCAGCUUUUAUGAACACGUGUGUUACCUAAUGUCAUCUUGGCUAAUUGUUGGAAUGGCGGCUGAGCGGGUUAUAGCCAUGUGCUUGCCAUUCAAGAAACCCUUAAUCAGAACCCAAACAGGGGCAUGUGUGACAAUUUUUUCAAUAUUGGUGGUUAUGAGUUUCACCCAAAUAUUCCGUUUUAUUAUGAUGAAAAAUAUCGGUGGACUUUGUCAAGGUGAUACGUAUACGCAUCCGGAGUAUAUCGAACUCCAUAUCUAUUUUUAUCAACUGACACUGGUACUCACCCUUCCGUUUUUACUGGUUUUGGUAUGUAACACUCUAGUUAUUUAUCAGAUAUAUUGCGUGCGAAAAGCUGCUGUUAGUUUAACUCUGAGGUCACGUGUGGUAGCGAGAUCUCACAGGACAACAGUAAUGUUAUUAGCCAUUGCCUUCACAUAUCUUAUCACAAUGUUGCCAUUGGUGAUAAUAUCAUUUAUUUGGAUGGUUGCCAUGGAAAAAUCGAAUGUUCGGAUGUUUUUCUUUCUCUAUCCUAUUCAACAGUUUGUCUCGGUCAUAUCCCAUUGUAACUAUGGUGUUAACUUUUUUAUUUAUAUUUUAUCAGGUCGGUCUUUCCGGUUUGAACUAAGACGUGUAUUUUGGAUAGAAAGACGUUCAACCAUAUCAACCACAAAAACAAGGGAGGAAAUUAUGCGUCUUCAGUGAGAUUGUAAACGAGAGAGGUAACUAUGCGUGUACAGUGAGAUUACAAAAAGGGUGGAAAUUGUGCGUCUACAGUGAGAUUGUAAACAAAGGGGUAAAUUAUGCGUCUACAUUGAGAUUAAGAACGAGGCCGAAAUUAUGCGUUUACAGUGAGAUUGUAAAUAAAUGAGAAAAUUGUGCGUCUUCAGUGAGAUUGUAAACGAGAGGAAAUCAUGCGUGUAUAGUGAGAUUGUGUUAUUUUUUUAAAAUAUUAAACCAUGUGCAUGUGUUUGAUAUAACUCUGAAAUGGAAACAUCGCGCGUCUAAAGCGCUUUUCUGGAUUUACCUUCAACUAAAACGACCAAAGCCGGAUAUUUUGAAAGCUGAUUACUACAUUAUGUAUAAGAACCGAAAUAUGGUUGAGCUAUAUACCCAAGAAGAACCCAAAUUACUAGCAAAAUCUAUUUAUCUGGAGGUGAACUUUGCCUGGGGGGGGGAGGGGGUUGGAAUCUAAGAUUCUUAAUAAUUUCUUUAUACUAACAGACAAUUUGAGAGCUUGACCAAAUUCAAUGAAUAAAACACUUGGAAGUCUCUGGUACGUUUUUGUCAACCAAUAACUUUGACUUUGAUAUCAAGAGCUUUUAAGCAACACAGAUUGAUUUAGUUCGGUAAAAAGGCCUUACUUUUUAUCGAAUUGUUACCAAUACAUUACUAGCAUCCAAGUAGUCCCCCUUUCCAUAUCAAAUUCAUAGGGUUAUGUUUAGUCUAUCCUGAAAGAAGAUAGCAUUGUGUUGUCAGUUGAUUUUUAUUUUUUACAUGUAUAUAGGGCGCUCUAAAAAAUUUCAUUAAUAUCAUUAUUAUUGAUAAAGGGACGGCCAUUUGAUGCGGAAAGGAGGGGGGGGGGGGUAGUGAUUCGGAUUGCAUACCAAUUUUCAUCUUAUGCUGUUCUUUUUUCGCGACGUAGGAUUGUUAAACACCCAUUGCAAUUGGAUAGAAAUUCAUGGACAUUCUAGACUUUUAAUAAAAUUUUACAAGUAUUUUAAAUGCUGUUAUUAUGUUUUGAAUACAUGCUUAAACAUAAUAUUUAACCUCAUAU